GGUAUAAGUUAAUCAUCCAUUCUUUUAUGUACUCGAUAGACGUCAGAAUCAUCCGUAGAAUCAUCGGUAACAAGUCGGAGCCGAGCGACGGACCCGACACUCCUCGUGCAAUGAUCGACGUGUCGUGUUGAUCAAUUAAUAAAUAGUCGAAUCUGUAGUGGAUUAAUUCGGUAGCGGAUAGAUCAUUUAUCAACAAUGGCUGCAGGUGGUAGUAGCUUUAUCAGUAAACCAGCUAGAGGAUGGUUGCAUCCAGAUCAUUUAGUAAGUAAGGAAGGAAUUAGUUACACAGUGAAGUAUAUUGGAUGUCUUGAAGUAAAAACGUCUAUGAAAAGUUUAGAUUUUGAAACACGUUCGUGCGUAGCUAAAGAAUGCAUAAACAGAGUUUGCGAAGCUGCCGGAUUAAAGUCUGCUGACAAAAAGAGAAGGGUUGAUGAAAAAGUAUUAAGAGCCAUAGCAAAUAAACCUUGUAUGGAUUAUAGCGCUGCUAAUGUUACUUUAACCAUUAGCAGUUGCAGUUUAUCCUUGACUAAUAUUGAUACUGGACACAUUAUUGCGAAACAUGAUAUGCCACGUAUAUCUUUUGCUUCAGGCGGUGAUACGGAAAUACUAGAUUUUGUUGCAUAUGUUGCUAAAAAUAUGCAAGAAUGGCGUGCUUGUUACGUGCUUGAAUGUACAGGUGGUUUAGCACAGGAUGUUAUAUCCACUAUUGGACAAGCAUUUGAACUCAGGUUUAAAGAAUUUCUUACAAAACCAAGUUCCCUGCACCCUGUACUAAACGGUGUCAGGGAAGUAGACAGGGAUUAUUACAAUGAUCUACCAGGGAAAGUACCUCCUGAUAUUGGCCCACCGCCAGUACCUCCCUUGCCUAAUACAGCAUCUACACUGCCUAAUCUAAAGCAUCAUCAAAAUAAUGCAUCACGUACUCACGUACAAAAUAUUGCAGUUGAUUCAUUCCCAUCUGCUGCAGACAGACAUCAGCAGUUGGCAGAAACUGGGAACCUAAUUGAUUUAAAUUCAGAUAGCACUAUAUCCCCAUCAACGAAUUUAAAUAUAAUGUCUGAGCAUAAUUAUGUGAAUGACAGUGUCAUAGCUGCAAACAGAGACAAUCAUCGUGAUCCGACAUCACUUUUUGAUGUUUUUGAUAUGCAGCCGUUCAGUUCUGCAAUAUCGGAUAUGAAUAGACUAAGUCCUCGAUCACAGAAACAGCAAUUAAAACAAGAAAUUUGGUUUCACGGAUGUGUUAGCCGAUCUGAAGCAGAAUCUAUGCUUACUAGAGAUGGCGACUUUUUAGUUCGAGAGUCACAAGGUUCUCCUGGCCAGUAUGUUCUGACUGGAAUGAAUAAUAAUAUCCCAAAACAUUUGUUACUAAUUGAUCCUGAAGGCGUCGUUCGCACAAAAGAUCGCGUAUUUGAUAGCGUAAGUCAUUUAGUGAAUCAUCAUUGUGACAACAUAUUGCCUAUCAUAUCGGCUGAUAGUGUUUUAGUACUGCGUUACCCCAUCCCUAGGCAUACAAAUUAUUGAUUUUAAAUGUAGAACAAUGACUAAGGGCGUAGACUUGGACAAAGAUUUUCUGAAUAGUUAUUUUGCAUAUCUUUGCAUGUGAAAAUCUUUGACAAGUCUUGGCUUUUUGUGAUAUUUUUAAAAUCAGUUAUACAUACUUCAAAAGAUAUGGUUUGUAGUAUCUUUUUAUUGUAUAUGAAUAGAUGAUUUAUGAAUAUCUCUCUGUGAAUCUCCUUAUGAAAUGUGCCAACCUAUAUAUACCUAUAACCAAAGUAAUAUAAUUUUUAUAAUUUAU
Messenger RNA from Acromyrmex echinatior (Panamanian leafcutter ant), 1795 nucleotides. It is a transcript of the gene Shc, whose product is annotated as SHC-adaptor protein. Gene Ontology annotation, cellular component: plasma membrane. Gene Ontology annotation, molecular function: receptor tyrosine kinase binding. The record is from RefSeq and is a predicted model, not a curated record. Gene Ontology annotation, biological process: intracellular signal transduction; cell surface receptor protein tyrosine kinase signaling pathway. Lineage: Eukaryota; Metazoa; Arthropoda; Insecta; Hymenoptera; Formicidae.